CACAGUUGGAAGCAGCCGGCCACUCCGGCCAGUGUGUGGUAACCGGCCGCUCCACCAACACGUUAACAUGUGGCUGUUCAGAGUGACGCUCGUUUUUGUUGUCGGGGCUUGCUGUCCCACAAGACUGACAAGAACAACUUUACGAUUCUAAGGACUCAAGAUCCAGUUACAUUAAAUACGCGAUGCCAAUUUCCACCUACAUCUGUCCCAGAGUUGAUAACAUACGAUAUCAUGGAAGUAACCGCAUACGCAUACCGUGAAAACUGAAAAUAUAACACAUCUUAAGCCCUGUUAGCAAUAACGCGCUCGAAAGAAAGUUUAACCCAGAUAUGUUUCCGAGACCCACGUACCCGGACAAGAAGACGCCCAUCAUACGUCCCAACCCUGAUUGGGAGGAAGAUUUGAUGCAAACGGUGGUGGUGGGCGAGCGGGAGAUUGAGAGGUGGAAGUCUUACUCCGCUCUCAAGAAAAAGAAAGAUACCAGACAAUGUCUGCAUCUGGCCUACGACCUCGGCCCAGCGCAGAGGAUCAAGCUGAACGACGGCCGGUUCGUGCCCAACUUCGGGAUUGGCACAUGGCUUGGCUUCUCGAGGAAGGGAGACAGGAUGCCGGUGGUGGACGACUCAGUGGAGAAGGCCGUCGGCUGGGCCAUCGAGGCCGGCUACAGACACGUCGACACUGCCAGCAUUUACGAAACUGAGACCCAGGUCGGCCGAGCAAUUCAGGCAAAGAUCAAUGCUGGGGUGGUCAUGAGAGAGCAUUUGUUUGUGGUCACCAAGCUAUGGAACGACCGUCACCUCAAAGAGGACGUGGUGCCGGCGCUGAAGGAGUCGCUCGCGAGGCUCAAACUGAGCUACGUCGACCUGUACCUCGUACACUGGCCCAUACCGCAAUAUAGCAACGGCACCUACUACGAUGCAGACUACGUAGAGACAUGGAAGGGCAUGAUCGAAGCCCGCGACCAGGGCUUGGCCAGGUCCAUCGGCGUCUCCAACUUCAACGUGAAUCAGCUGGACAGGGUCAUCAACCUCACCACUGUCAAACCCGCCAUGCUCCAAGUUGAGGUGAACCUCCACCUGCAGCAGCCGGAGCUGCUGGCGUUCUGUCGUCAGCACAACAUCACCGUCACCGCGUACUCGCCUUUCGGCGAGUUGGUCUCCAGCCGCGCGACCAGCACCACCCCGCCGCCGAAGAUCAACGACCCCAAGCUGGUGGAGAUGGCCAGGAAGUACACAAAGACUGUCCCGCAGAUUAUCUUGAGAUAUCUGGUGGAACUAGGUGUGAUACCUAUACCGAAGUCUGUAAACAAGCAGCGAAUUCGCGAGAACCUCAACGUUUUCAACUUCACGCUGACCCCGCAAGACACAGCGGUCCUGAAGAGCUUCGACCGAGGCUACAGGACCAUCAAGCCGCAAUUCUGGAAGGAUUCGAAGUACUUCCCAUUUGAGAAAUAAAUCAUCUCAUUUUAAAUUACUUA
Plodia interpunctella (Indianmeal moth) is the source of this 1477-nucleotide messenger RNA. Its product is annotated as aldo-keto reductase AKR2E4-like. The transcript is spliced from 9 exons. The coding region runs from base 330 to 1454 and encodes 374 amino acids. Gene Ontology annotation, cellular component: cytosol. The record is from RefSeq and is a predicted model, not a curated record. Gene Ontology annotation, molecular function: aldose reductase (NADPH) activity. Lineage: Eukaryota; Metazoa; Arthropoda; Insecta; Lepidoptera; Pyralidae.